Molecule: messenger RNA, 1246 nt
Organism: Microdochium trichocladiopsis
Lineage: Eukaryota; Fungi; Ascomycota; Sordariomycetes; Xylariales; Microdochiaceae
Exons: 6
Coding region: 272-1129 (285 amino acids)
Biological process (GO): glutathione metabolic process
Cellular component (GO): peroxisome; mitochondrion
Molecular function (GO): glutathione transferase activity; glutathione peroxidase activity
Source: RefSeq, a predicted model, not a curated record
GUAGGAUCCACAUGAUCGCCUGGAGAGUGACGUGAACGGAGCUCUUGAACGACUACGCCACACAGCGCACGACAGACGUUGCGCUUGGUCAGGUUGUACAUUUUGACAGCCAGUAAACAUCUCUGACAUAGCGCUGUGUCACGGCAAGUUCAUCAAGUUACUUGUUCAAGUCCGGAACGGAUCAAAUCAAGGAGCCAGAAGAUCGGUCAUACAUGCUUCGGGGUUGUCGUUUCAGAGUCCAAGGCGAUUCUCUGGUCUCUUCUCGUUAAAAAUGACGGCCGAGAAGUCGGAUGCUGCCACCAGCAUCGGCAACGGCAGUGGCGGGAGGAUCGAGUGCUAUGUCGACAUUGCCUCUUUCUUCAGCUACAUUGCCGUGCUGCAGCUCGUCGAGAUGGGCGAUCUGCUCAGCCAGCACGGCGUACAGGUCGAUAUAUAUCCAGUACUUUUAGGCGCCAUCAACGCCGGCUCAGGAAACAAACCCCCCUGGACCGUCGCCGCAAAAGCAGCCUACCUAGCCCACGACUCGAACCGCGCCAAGAGGCUCGUCGGCCUCGACCCGGCCCACGUCCAGGCUCCCCGGGACCUGUUCCGCGCGGCCAGGACCCAGUCCGCCAACCGCGCCCUGACGUACAUUUCCGCGCACUUCCCCGCGGAGACGUACCGCGCCGCGAUGCUGGGGCUUUUUGCCAAGUUCUGGACCGUCACGCCCGGCGCACAGGACGACCCAGAGAAGGACCAGGCCGCGCGGGAUCUCACCGCCGCGGAGAAAGUCGGGGCCGCGCUGGCGGAGCUCACGCUGGAGGAGGAGGAGGAACGAGAUGGGAUCAGCAACGAGGCGGCAACGACGACAAAGAAAAAGGAGAAGGAGAACCUCUUCACCUCGUCGCAGGUCGAGCAGAUUGUCCAGGCCGCAGAGAGCGGCGAGUACAAGGCCCGGCUCAAGGCGCGCACCGAGGAGGCUCUGGCCCGGGGCGCUUUCGGGGCGCCCUGGUUCUGGAUCACCGGAGCAAACGGCAAGAGCAAGCCUGUGUUUGGUAGUGAUCGGUGGCAUGCCAUCUUUGACAUCCUCGGUCUGCCAUACACCAAGCUCGCCUUGCAACCCCCUCGCUCCGGCGAGUCGAAGCUCUAGGAGGUUCUCAUCACGAGCAUAUACAAAUCACGUCUCCGGCCUCUUGCCCAAUGUGUUGCAUAUUCAUGAAUUUAUAAUGUAGUGAUGCUGCCUAUGCUUUCGCUAAUGCAAUGCCCC